AUGCUUGGGCUCAGCGGACUCAGCAUUAUCUGGGGGGUGCGGGGUCUGUGUGGCUGCUCCGACUCCCAGUUUCGGGAUGAUCGCCAAACAGUCCUUUGCCGCCCUCCGGGUCUCCUGCUCUUGCGUGGCCUUCUGCAGGGCCCGUACGACUUUCCCCCACAACCCGAGGACAUCGUCUCCUCGGCAAGCGCUUUAGUGCGCUUGUCCCACACUUCGGGGUGGAGAAUAUCCACCGGCUGGUCAAUGAGCCCAAUUUGUAAAAGCCUCGCAACCGCGAGAGUAAAAUCUUUGGCUUUACAAUCAAUACCCCACUGCUUAGGUAAUUGUGAUACGACCUUCACAAGGGCUUCCAUCCUCCUUGUUGGUCCGGGAGCGUCCUCCCCGCCGGGCUGGUCCUGCCGCUCCGGCCGCCGUUCACCCGAUUCCAGGCGACUUUCCCGGGUUUCGGCACCACUUGUUGCCUUCGUUGGCGUGGCGACCUGGUUCAGGAACGGCACGGCGACCGACCCCAGCUGCAAAGUCGUUGCUGAGGGAAUGGCUCCGCCACAAAGGAUCCUCUUUCCCCCGGAGAACAUUUACAUGGACUGGCAGCAGCGAUGGAGAGCCGGAGCAGGACUCCACAACUCGGGCAACACGUGCUUCCUCAACUCCGUCCUGCAGUGCCUGACAUACACACCCCCCCCGGCCAACUACCUGCUCUCUCGUGAGCACAGCCGGUCGUCGCCGGUUCAGAGUCAGCCCGUGGCUGUAUCUCGAGGGGCAGAUAAAAAUUCAUCGGAAAAUGAACCCGCAAGAGACCAACGUGCUUUGCUACGCGAACCCCUCGGACACGGUCCUGUACCUGGGAAGAGUGGAAAAGAAAUCCAAGGUCAACCCGGGUGUGAAGAGGCAUCCUUACAGCCCUGGCAGCUUUUGAUUCACCUGGCUGGUGCGGCUCGGGGAAGAGGUGGGAGCUCCGCCAGCGGAUGA
Molecule: messenger RNA, 969 nt
Organism: Aquila chrysaetos chrysaetos
Lineage: Eukaryota; Metazoa; Chordata; Aves; Accipitriformes; Accipitridae
Exons: 3
Coding region: 1-969 (322 amino acids)
Biological process (GO): protein deubiquitination
Molecular function (GO): cysteine-type deubiquitinase activity
Source: RefSeq, a predicted model, not a curated record